UCGACCCAGUUUGAAAGUGAAGCAACGGCUCCAGUCUCCGCCACCAAACAUCAACAACAGCCCGAACCUGACACCCGAACCCGGCCAUCAGCUCCAACCUGCACCGGCCUCCUCACGAAGGCCGCCAAUAUGAUGCGUAAAGACGUCAACAAGCCGAAGGGGAAGACGUCAGCGUACGCCUUCUUCGUCCAGACGUGUCGAGAGGAACACAGGAAGAAACACCCCGAACAGUCGGUCAACUUCGCUGAGUUCUCCAAGAAAUGCUCCGAGAGAUGGAAGGGUCUGUCUCCCAGUGAUAAGAAGUGUUUCGAGGACAUGGCGAAAGCCGACAAGGUUCGUUACAACCGAGAGAUGAGAGACUACGUUCCCCCCAAAGGCUUCGGGAAGAGGGGCCGCAAGAGGAAAGACCCCAACGCUCCCAAGAGACCACCGUCUGCAUUCUUCGUGUUCUGCAGUGAGUACCGCCCCAGUGUGAAGCAGCAGUACCCCGGCCUGUCUAUAGGAGACUGUGCCAAGAAGCUCGGAGAGAUGUGGAGCAAACUGUCUCAGUCUGAGAAGCUCCCCUACGAAGAGAAGGCUCAGAAGCUACGAGAGAAAUACGACCGGGACAUGGUGGCCUACCGCGGCGGCGGCACAUAUGCCAGGAACCCCGGCUCUUCAGCUCAGGGAGGAGAGGAAGAGGAUGAUGAUGAGGGAGAGGAUGAAGAUGAGGAGGAGGACGAUGACGAGUAGAUGCCACGAGCUGCAGCUGAGAGAGAGACGUGUGUGUGUGUGUGUGUGUGUGUGUUUCAGAGCCAAGGUGAGGCUCUGCUAGCUGCUCAUUGGCUGACAGGUGAGGGUGGAGCAAGUCAGGACCAGCUGUUUCCUGUUACCACGGUAACGGAGAUGAUGCUGCUGAUAGGACAAACAGGAAACAGUGUUACGCCCCCUUCAGGACGUUUAUGUCACAUGAUCACAUUUCAUA
Messenger RNA from Scomber japonicus (chub mackerel), 964 nucleotides. It is a transcript of the gene hmgb2b, whose product is annotated as high mobility group box 2b. Gene Ontology annotation, biological process: regulation of transcription by RNA polymerase II. The record is from RefSeq and is a predicted model, not a curated record. Gene Ontology annotation, molecular function: DNA binding, bending. Bases 130 to 732 code for a protein of 200 amino acids. Lineage: Eukaryota; Metazoa; Chordata; Actinopteri; Scombriformes; Scombridae. The transcript is spliced from 5 exons.